AUGGCUAUCCUUAACUCGGACCAAGACGUUAAGAUAUACUUUGUCUGUGGCGUUUUCAGAUCACUUUCAGAUUCACUGCCAACUCAUUGCAGUCUAAGUAUAGAGUCGUUUUCCUUGCUAACUGAAUAUCAUGGAGUCGAUGGAUAUGAAUCAAAAGAGUUUGAAGCCGGAGGAUACAUAUGGAAACUGGUGCUGUACCCAAAUGGAAACAAGAAGAAGAAUGUGGAAGACCACAUCUCUAAUAAGGGAAUGUACUUGGUUCUUGAAGGUUUUGAUAAACUAAUCCCUCUUGAAGAAUUUAGGGAUGCCUCUAAUGGAUAUCUCGUUGUUGACAAGAUUAUAGUACUCUAUCCCGUGGGAAAUCGCGAGGGGAAAGAUUCUCAUCUUUCUCUAUACUUGGGAUUGGCUGAUAAACAAACAACUCCUACUGUCACUAAAGUAUAUGCAGAGUUUUCCUUACGCUUGAUGAUCGUUUCUUCUUCUGUAGAUAAGAUAUGUUUCAUCACUGCCGGUGAGCAUUAUGGUUGGAGUAAAUUCAUUCCACAGGCUGGUUUACGUCGUUUUUUGAAGAACGAUACUUUCUCAGUGGAAGCAGAGAUCACUGUUCUUGGGAUUGCUAAAGAACCCUCAGAGGCAGAGGACAUUGUCCAUACAACUGGGGAGGAGGGUUCAUGCAGGUUCCCCUUCAAUUCGUCUUUACUUCUCAAGUCCUUGUCCACCUUCGUCAUUGUGCUCAAUCUACUUCGGUUGGCCAGGUAG
This is a messenger RNA of Rosa rugosa (rugosa rose), 759 nucleotides long. RefSeq lists its product as uncharacterized. Bases 1 to 759 code for a protein of 252 amino acids. The transcript has 7 exons. Lineage: Eukaryota; Viridiplantae; Streptophyta; Magnoliopsida; Rosales; Rosaceae. The record is from RefSeq and is a predicted model, not a curated record. Gene Ontology annotation, molecular function: protein binding.